AUAAACACGUAGGUGGGAGACAUUGGAGAGAGAGAGAGAGAGAGAGAGAGAGAGAGAGAGAGAGAGGGAUCUCUCCGCCGCUCAGCAAAAAUGGGUAUCUCGAGAGACUCCAUGCACAAGAGGCGCGCCACUGGGGGGAAGAAGAAGGCCUGGAGGAAGAAGAGAAAGUAUGAGCUUGGUCGUCAACCUGCAAACACCAAACUCUCCAGCAACAAGACAGUGAGGAGAGUCCGUGUCAGGGGAGGGAAUGUGAAAUGGAGGGCACUGAGGUUGGACACAGGGAAUUACUCAUGGGGUAGUGAGCAUGUUACUCGUAAGACACGUAUUCUUGAUGUGGUUUACAAUGCCUCAAAUAACGAGCUUGUCAGGACACAGACUCUGGUAAGGAGUGCAAUUGUUCAGGUUGAUGCAGCUCCAUUCAAGCAAUGGUACCUUCAGCACUAUGGUGUUGAUAUUGGUAGGAAGAAGAAGGGUGCUGCUAAAAAGGAUACUGCAGAGGGUCAGGAAGGAGAUGGUACUACAGAGGAAACAAAGAAGAGCAACCAUGUCCUUAGAAAACUAGAGAAGCGUCUGCAGAGUCAUAAGCUUGAUCCCCACAUUGAGGAGCAGUUUGGCAGCGGUAGGUUGUUGGCGUGCAUUUCUUCUCGCCCUGGACAAUGUGGUAGAGCUGAUGGGUACAUCUUGGAGGGAAAGGAGCUUGAGUUUUACAUGAAGAAGAUUCAGAGGAAGAAAGGCAAGGGUGCUGCUUAAUUAUUUUGUUUAUUUCCUUGUCAGAUUUAGAUCACCCUCUGUAGUUUUUCUUUGUCUAGGAGCAUGUGUUAUUUGAUUUGAUCACUAUUUGAUACAAUGUUCCCAAAUUUUGCUAAUUCUCUUUUAUGCUAUUAGAGAACCCUUCAGAUGUCUCUAUUUUCUUUUGGACGA
Messenger RNA from Nelumbo nucifera (sacred lotus), 921 nucleotides. Its product is annotated as small ribosomal subunit protein eS8-like. Gene Ontology annotation, molecular function: structural constituent of ribosome. The record is from RefSeq and is a predicted model, not a curated record. Gene Ontology annotation, cellular component: ribosome. Lineage: Eukaryota; Viridiplantae; Streptophyta; Magnoliopsida; Proteales; Nelumbonaceae. Gene Ontology annotation, biological process: translation.